This is a messenger RNA of Seminavis robusta, 1536 nucleotides long. NCBI's taxonomy places the organism in Eukaryota, Bacillariophyta, Bacillariophyceae, Naviculales, Naviculaceae. The record is from the annotation of a GenBank genome assembly.
AUGCUGAAAAUCUCUCUUAUGCCCAUUGAUAUGGGUGGUUACCCAGCGUACUUUCGAGAGAAGGAUAAAUUGGUCAACUACAGCAACAGAGAGAAGCCCAUGCGUAUCAAGAACACAAAAGGAUGGGCCCAGGACUAUAUGUCUCUUAUCAGAUUCAAGCAGAUACGUAGUGCUUUUCAUCCAGAGUGCAAGUCAAUGGCCGGAGAAGGAGGCGACAAGUGUUACCAGCUCAGACGGUGCAUCAACGCUGUGAACCUUUCCUCUAAGUCGACUUUCGAUGCAGGAUGUUGGUGUUCAUUUGACGAAGGAGGAGUGGCCUGUCGCUCUCGAUUUUGUCCAUGCCGACAGUACAACAAAGACAAACCUGACAAGUUUCGAGUGGAUUUCUUUAUCCUGGCUUGUUCAAGGACUUAUGCCGUCCUGCACAUUGACGUCUACCAAGGAAGGAAUGCAGCAAACAUCAACAUCGAUCCUUCCAUCCAUGACCUUCCUACAACACAGAAAGCAACCAUGAAUGCGGUCAUGGCAGCUUUCGGUACUGAAACACGGGGAGCAAGACACCUGGCACUGGACAAUCGAUACCAGUGUCCCGAAUUAGCUGUUCUUUUACUGACGAAGUGCAAUAUCUACUCGACCGGUACCUGUCGUAGAAGAAGAGUAGGAUGGGACAAAGUCAUCAUGGAUCUAGAGAAGAGCGAUGGUCGGGGAACUUACAAGAUCUCUGCGGACAAACAGAACCGAUUACUGGAGAUGCAGUGGGUUGAUAAUAAAGUAGUGUCGAUGGUCACAAGCAGAAACGAUACCACCAUCGGCAAAGUCAAGCGCCAAAUAGGAUCCAUCAAGAAAACACUGGAUUGCCCAAAAGCGAUCAUGGGCUACCAAGCGACCAUGUUUGGCAUCGAUAAGGGCGAUCAAAUAAGAGAUCACUUUGGUGGAUUUUCCACAAAAGCUCAUUUCAAGAAGUGGUAUAAAAAGAUCUUCCUCGCACUCUUGGACUGCAUGCUAUUGAAUGCACUUGUGGCUUGGAACUUGUCAGUGGACGAAGACCGAUUGAAGAUACGGAACAGAUUGCUGCGACACGAGUUCAUGAUGACAGUGGCAGAGUCUUUGUUGGAGUAUGACGAACCAGAUGACAUUCCCGAAAAGGAAUCCGGGGUGUCCAAAAAGGAUCCGAUGGCGGACCACCGCCAAUUGGAGGUUCCCAAGGGAACGGGAAGGCCAAAGUGUAUUGUUUGUAGAUUGGAGUGCGGCAAUUUCUUUGGCAACUUGAUUAGCGAGGCUGGCAUAAAGCGCAAUGUCAGUGUCUGCUCUAUCUGUAAGGUGCCGGCUCACAACUGUGUACCUGCCGAUUCUCCAAGAAAAAUCCACCGUUUGCCCCAGUUCAAGGGUAAGACUUGCUUCGAGAUCGCGCACACUCCUGAUGGUCUCAGCAUGUGGCCUAUCAGAAAUGAUCUUGACCACAAACAAGACCAAGAUCCCACUCCCGAACAUGCAGGGUUUGGCAACUUGUUCGAGAGAUGCAUGGGCUACCCAUGA